Phalaenopsis equestris is the source of this 394-nucleotide messenger RNA. RefSeq lists its product as uncharacterized. The record is from RefSeq and is a predicted model, not a curated record. NCBI's taxonomy places the organism in Eukaryota, Viridiplantae, Streptophyta, Magnoliopsida, Asparagales, Orchidaceae.
UGUGAUUUCUACUCUCCCAGAUCAAUUGAAGGAAAAGCUUAUCAGCAAUCUAGAAAAUAAAGAUAAGUUUCAGAAACUAUAUGAAUCAACAAAGGCAAUUUCUUCCAGUAACGCAUUCCAGAUUUUUUACCGUUGCAUGCAACAGAACGGAAGUAUAAAUUCUCAUGAAAUUGGGGGAGAAUCUGAAAAUAGUAGCACAAGGAAUCAGCUGGAUGCUCUAUCUGAAGAUCUUACUGUUCUUCUCCGUGAUUCUGCGGAGCUUAAAGUGGAUGUAGGUCAGAUAAAGGCCUCAGCAUUUAACGGUCGAGGUAUUUAAAUUGUUUAUAGUAACGUUAUUACAUGUCCUUUUAAUAUAGCAUAUUAUUUUUAUCAUGUUCCAUUAUAUAUACACAGC